Messenger RNA from Rhopalosiphum padi (bird cherry-oat aphid), 2226 nucleotides. RefSeq names its product cilia- and flagella-associated protein 57-like. The coding region runs from base 1 to 2226 and encodes 741 amino acids. Gene Ontology annotation, molecular function: protein binding. The record is from RefSeq and is a predicted model, not a curated record. The transcript is spliced from 10 exons. Lineage: Eukaryota; Metazoa; Arthropoda; Insecta; Hemiptera; Aphididae.
AUGACCGCAAACCUGUUUUUCGGCUCGUCGGCGACCCUGGAAAUCGAGCCCAAGUUCGUGUUUGGCAUGACCAAUAACGUGGUGGGAAACUGUCUGUAUUGGAAAAACGACGUGAUCGUGUACCCGGCCAUGUCGGUCAUCGUCAUCUACAACACCAAGAACAACACACAGAGGUUCAUCAACCUGCCCGAAGGACCGCGGAAAGUCAUCACGGCAAUGGACCUGAACUCCAGCAACCACGUUUUGGCUGUAGCAACGACAGAUGAGAAAGACACUGUGGAUGAGACAGAAGGCGGUGGUAGCGCAAGACCGGUGAUCAGCAUUUACGAUCUGCAUUCGUUGGACUUGAAGCACGUGUUCAAGGAGCCGGACUUUAACAACAGUGACGAAGAUGGCGAUGGCCAAGACGACGGAUCGCAAAACACCUUUCAGCGGCGGUUCACUAAAAUUCAGUUUUUGUGGGACAAUAUCUUCAUGGCGGCUCUCGUCGUUGGCGGUCAUGAAGGGUCGGAUUGCACGCUGUAUUAUUACAGCUGGAGAAAUUCAACAGUGAAAACGUACGUGCGGAUCGACGGUCCUGUGUCCGACGUGGCAUUGAAUCCGAUCGACACUGCAAUAUGCUGUUUCGUAGGCAAAGAGUUGUUUCGGUUGAUGACCAAACCCGAAAAGGAUUGGCAGCAAUAUGGUUUUCGCGAAGCUGACGGCAUACACUUUACGUGCGUCUGUUGGUUGUGCGGAGACAGGUGUUUGGCGGGCACCACUGACGGCAAUGUUGUUCUGUUCAAGAACGGCGAUCUACAAGCUGUAUACCGCGUUGACGCGAUCAGUGAAAUCGAUAUGACAACGAUAAUGACAGAGACCCAUCAGCUAUCCCUGACCACAACGCUCGCUAAUUCAUCACGGAAUGAAGUCAUUCGGAGCUGUUUUACAUUCGAAUUUGGUCUGGUGAUGUUGGUUGGUGAUUUUACCAUCUAUCAUUUCCAGAAAAUUGAUGAAGGACGGAGAUACGAAAAAAUUGACAAGUUUAUUAAGGAAGAGUACCGGUACUUGCAGCAGGUAGAAGUAAAGGAUGAGUUACCUAUGCAUUACAUAGAGAGCGUAUGCGUUAGCCCCAAUAGCAAGAUAUUGACGUUUAUAACGAAACGGCCUCAACUGUACCAGGCACUACUGUCUCAACUGGACGAUGAUGAUGACGAAUCAACGAUGAUUAAUUUGCCCAUCAUACCCGGACCACUUGGCGUUGAUAUGCAUCAUGGUAUUGUGGAGAGCUUAUCAACGAGCUUAUGGAAACCGAUUCUAAUGACAUGCGGCAAAUUGGACUAUACCAUCAAGGUGUGGGACUAUGUGCAGUGUACGUUGUUGCUGUCUAAACACUACCCAAAACCGGUGUGCAUCGUUUCGUUGCACCCCACCGGGCUUUAUUCCUUAGCAGCGUUUUUGGACCACUUAGAGUUCCAGAUGGUACAGAUGAACGAUCUGGUACCGUUGAAAAUCUUCCCAUUCAGGAACUGCACAGCAGUUACGUUCAGCGGGUCUGGUCACAUGUUCGCUGUGGCUAAACCGGGCGCUAUAGAUGUCUACUGUUCACUAAUGUUCGUUAAAUGUUUUUCGUGUCUAGGACACUUGGGACCAAUUGAAAAGUUGGUCUGGUGCAACCACGAUAUGAACAUAGUCGCUUACGACAUUUUUGGUGCCAUAUGUACAUUCGACACAAAAACCGGAAAAGUACUCACGCAUAUCGCUCCCUACUCGGGAGCAGCCUAUACGGAUUUGGCAGUUGGAGAGGACGUUAAUCAAUUAUUCGUCAUUGCUAAGGACGGCAGUUUGAAAGAAGUCUACGACCGAAAGGUUAAACGCGAAGUGAAUUUUUAUGGAACACCAUUGAAUGCAGUAUCAGUUUCUCAGUCAAAUUUGAUUUUAUUCAUAGCAGCUGAAAAUGGUGUUAUAUUGACCGUAAUAUUACCUAUGGAAGUUCAAAUCGAAUACAAAGAAUUCAAAAUCCAUAGUCAUAGUAUAAAGAAGUUGACUUCUGGGUUAAAAAAAAAUUUAGAAGCAGUACAAGAUACUUUAGACAAAGAAUUACAAGAGACGGCAAGUAACUACGAGAAAGAGCUUAAAGAAAAAAUUGAAGACAUAAUACAGGUAUAUGAUUUACUAAUAAAGUGUGUAUUCAAAGUUAAAAUUAUGAUGGAAUUGUUUUCAGUCGAAGGAAAAACUGAUAAAUGA